AUGGACCCCGCCGUGGAGCGCCUCAAGACCGGCUUCGAGAAGUUCAAGACCGAGGUCUACGACCAGAAGCCGGAUCUCUUCGAGCCCCUCAAGGCCCACCAGUCACCCAAGUACAUGGUGUUCGCGUGCGCUGACUCACGCGUGUGCCCGUCGGUGACCCUGGGUCUGGAGCCUGGUGAGGCCUUCACGGUCCGCAACAUCGCUGCCAUGGUCCCGUGCUACUGCAAGAACAAGCACACUGGUGUCGGGUCGGCCAUCGAGUACGCCGUCUGCGCCCUCAAGGUUGAGGUCAUCGUGGUGAUCGGCCACAGCCGCUGUGGCGGGAUCAAGGCCCUGCUCAACCUCAAGGAUGGCGCCGACGACACCUUCCACUUCGUCGAGGACUGGGUGAGGAUCGGGUUCCCAGCCAGGAAGAAGGUCAAGGAUGAGUGCUCAGAAAUGUCUCCCGAGGAGCAGUGCGGCGUCUUGGAAAAGGAGGCCGUCAACGUGUCCCUCCAGAAUCUGAACACCUACCCGUUCGUCAAGGAGGCUGUGGCCAACGGAACCCUCAAGCUGGUCGGCGGCCACUACGACUUUGUCUCCGGCAAGUUCGACACAUGGGCGCUGUAA
Molecule: messenger RNA, 609 nt
Organism: Triticum turgidum subsp. durum (durum wheat)
Lineage: Eukaryota; Viridiplantae; Streptophyta; Magnoliopsida; Poales; Poaceae
Source: the annotation of a GenBank genome assembly